This is a messenger RNA of Patella vulgata (common limpet), 1367 nucleotides long. RefSeq lists its product as uncharacterized. The transcript has 12 exons. The record is from RefSeq and is a predicted model, not a curated record. Lineage: Eukaryota; Metazoa; Mollusca; Gastropoda; Patellidae. Bases 120 to 1307 code for a protein of 395 amino acids.
GACAAAUGCUAUGCCGUUGUGCGCAUGACGGAAAUUUAACCCACGUGGAUCUUCCAUAAUUUGUAAAUUGUAAACAUUGAAAACUCGAAGGAAGUUUUUCUAUUGAAUUUUGAAUAAUAAUGGCAUCACGUCGUCGAAAGGUACUUGACCUCAAGAAAGAAGAAACUGCUGAACAGAAUGGCGCCAUCGAAAACAAAAUCAAAAAGUCUAAAAAGAAAGUAGAAAUUAAAGAUGGUGGUACUGGUAGUUUUAUUGGAAGAUGCUGCAGUAAAGUGAAAUAUUUGUUUCUCUUAAUUCUUGUACCACCAUUUUUAAAUUAUGCAUCACUUCAAAAAGAAAUGACAGAACUACAGCCAGCAGGUGAAAUGUAUGAUAUUGGUUGGGGUCAGAAACUGUUUAUGAUGUGUAAAGGAGAAGGUGCUCCCACAGUUGUAUUAGAUGCACCUACUGGAAUGUCUUCAGAUGUAUGGUCACGAGUCUGGCCAGAUAUAGCCAAACAUACGAAGGUGUGUAUAUAUGAUAGAGCUGGUUUAGGUUUCAGUGAAAGACCAUCAAUGAAUGAAAGUAGAAUUAAUGAAACACGGUCUGGUCAGCCAUUUACAGUAGAAAGAAUGGCAGCUGAUUUAAAUCGAUUGAUCACAAGUAGUAGUCAACAGCCACAACCUUUUAUUCUUGUUGGAACAGAACUUGGUGCUACAGUUGCUCAAUUCUACACGCAAAUUUUUGAAAGUGACGUGAGUGGUUUAGUGUUGAUUAAUCCGUUAUCUGAUGUCUUAUUUGAACAAGAUCAAGGAGUGUGGGCGAAAUACUGGUUUGGACAAUUAAUCCCAACAUACCAGACGCUACAACUAGGAGCUGCUAUAGGAUUAACUAGAUUAGCCUUAAUAUUAGGUGUUUUAAAACAUCCACUAUCAGGUUCACAGAUGACACAAGAUAUAGAAUAUAGACAAAAACAUUUAUUAUGUCAUCCUCGACAUUUAAGUUCUGUUGUUGAUGAACAUCAUUUUAUAAACGAAACAUUUUCUCAAAUAAAAACAGCUAAAUUAUUAAAAACAAUACCCAGUAGAAUUUCUGUAUCUAUAAUGACUGGUAAUUAUUAUGAUGAACAAAUGCCCAGCUCCUUAAACAAGGCUUGGGCUAAAGCUGAACAGCAGUUUAUAUCAAAACAUUUUCCCUCCGCUCAGCAUUUAGUAGUUAAUGGUGCUGAUCAUCAUAUGUUAUAUAAACUACCACAUAAUAUUGUUGAAGUUAUACUCAAGAUGGUGCGACAAGUUAAACUCAGAAAUAAAAACACUAAAAGUUCAUAAUUCAUAAAUUAAUUCAUUUUAUUCUCAUUUUAUUCAUUUGAUUAAAAUAUUUACAUUUUA